Orbicella faveolata is the source of this 748-nucleotide messenger RNA. RefSeq names its product radical S-adenosyl methionine domain-containing protein 1, mitochondrial-like. The record is from RefSeq and is a predicted model, not a curated record. Gene Ontology annotation, cellular component: cytoplasm; mitochondrion. Gene Ontology annotation, biological process: porphyrin-containing compound biosynthetic process. NCBI's taxonomy places the organism in Eukaryota, Metazoa, Cnidaria, Anthozoa, Scleractinia, Merulinidae. Gene Ontology annotation, molecular function: 4 iron, 4 sulfur cluster binding; coproporphyrinogen oxidase activity.
UUAAAAUCAGUGUUGAAUUAUGAUCAUUGUCUCUUUUAAUCAUUACUUUUUCCUUGAUUUGUCACAGAUUAGAAGAGGUUUUCAUGCUUAGUCUCAGGACGGCAGAUGGUCUUAGUAACGAGAAGUGGAUGAGCUUGUCCCCACUUGACAUGUCACUUUAUGAUGCGUUCAAAGACAGUAAGGAUGUUCAAGAUCUCAUACAGUCUGGCUUCCUGCUAUUAAGUGAAAAGGGCAUCAAAGCCACCUACAAGGGCUUGUCUGUACUGGACAGCAUUGUUCCAAUAUUACUGCUCCAUCUUGAACAGAGAGCAAGAACCUCGUUAAAAUCACAAGCAGAUUAAUGAGCAAUUUGAUCAACAAUAGUUAUUCUACUUCUGGAGAAAACCGUUAAACAACUAGAAAAGAGACUUACAUAUUAACAUGAAUAAUCCUCCUCAAACAUUUGACAAUCACUUCAAAUGAAAAGUGUAAUUUCUAACUCUAAUUUUAACUCUAAUAAUUUCUAACUCUCUGGAAUGCUGUUAAUACACCUUUCAGGCCAUAAAAUUGUGGCCAUGUUGGAAAGGAGUGAUGGUUAAAAUAAGAAACUGACUGACGAACAUUUUUAAUUAACAAUGUUAGAUCUUUUCAACUUUUCGGAUUGCAGGAAGCCAAUUUAUUAUGAAUCAUGAAUCAUGAAUCAUAUUAGUAUACAUUAUACGAACAGAUGCACGUAUUUUUUUUCUUAUAAUAAACAAAACUUUGCAGC